AUGCGGUCCGCCAUCUUUGUCCAUGCGAUCUUCAUCAGCAAUGACAUGCGACUGAACAGCUGGUUUGAUCCAUCGUGGAGAAAGAGGAUGCUGCUGACGCUGAAGAGCAACAAGUACAAGUCCAACAUGGUCCACAUGCUGCUGGGAGUAUCCCUCCAGAUCUGCCUUACAAAGAACAGUACCCUGGAGCCUGUCCUCACCCUCUACAUCAACCCCUUCGGAGGGAGCCACUCAGAGAGCUGGUACAUUCCUGUCAAUGAGAACAAUUUUCCAGACUGGCAGGCCACCAAGUUGGACCUGCCUUUCGAGUGCUAUAACUGGACUCUGACGCUGGGCAACAAGUGGAAGACAUUCUUUGAAACCAUUCAUAUCUACCUUCGGAGCAGGAUAAAGACUCAAACUGGAGUGAAUGACAGCUUAUAUUACGAGCCGUUAGAAGUGACAGAUCCCGCUAGGAACCUGGGUUAUAUGAAGAUCAACAGCAUCCAGGUCUUUGGCUACAGCAUGCACUUUGAUCCAGAGGCGAUCCGUGACUUGAUCUUGCAGCUGGACUACCCGUACACCCAAGGGUCCCAGGACACUGCCAUGCUUCAGCUGAUGGAAAUUCGAGACCGGGUGAACCGGCUGUCCCCUCCUGGUCAACAGAGGUUGGACCUGUUUUCUUGUCUUCUGCGCCACCGGCUCAAAAUGACUGCAAGCGAGGUGGUUCGCAUUCAUGCCACUUUACAGGCUUUCAGCUCACGUCUGCUCAACACAAUGGAUUAUGAGACCACCAAGUUAUGCAGUUAACAGAUACUUGAGGGAUGUCGGGACUGUACACAGCCUCAAGGAGAACUCCUGGACAUAUGAAGUGCCCGUGGGGUGGAGAUGAUUACGGGUGUGUUUAUGGAUUACCUAACUGUAGGAUAAAUCAGGAGAGAACCGACUGUGGACAGCUGAAGAUUGUACUUAUUGGGUUGUUUUGGUUUCUGUUUUGUGGCAACCUUUUUCAGUGCUAUAUGAUUGAUGGUGGAUCACCGAGAAAACGCACAAGAACAAACUCUUUAACACAAUAAUUCUUCAUUACAAAUUCAAAUUCCAAUUCAUAAAAGUUGAACCAUCCUGUUUCAAUAUGACUAUGCUCAUUUCUACUGCAACUACCAGUGCCAAAUGAAUGGACAUUUUAUGGUAAAAUUAAAAUGGUACUGUCUGUUUGUUUGUAACUUUUAUAUGUUAUUUUGCUUUAGUGACAGUGCACUUUCCAUGAAGACAAGAAUGCAGUGGUGUAAGUCAGUAUUUUGUAGAUAAAUUGAUAUUA
This is a messenger RNA of Notothenia coriiceps (black rockcod), 1297 nucleotides long. RefSeq names its product BMP/retinoic acid-inducible neural-specific protein 3-like. Bases 1 to 789 code for a protein of 262 amino acids. NCBI's taxonomy places the organism in Eukaryota, Metazoa, Chordata, Actinopteri, Perciformes, Nototheniidae. The transcript is spliced from 2 exons. Gene Ontology annotation, biological process: positive regulation of neuron differentiation; negative regulation of mitotic cell cycle; cellular response to retinoic acid. The record is from RefSeq and is a predicted model, not a curated record. Gene Ontology annotation, cellular component: cytoplasm; neuronal cell body; dendrite.